This is a messenger RNA of Anoplopoma fimbria (sablefish), 6283 nucleotides long. It is a transcript of the gene atn1, whose product is annotated as atrophin 1. The record is from RefSeq and is a predicted model, not a curated record. Gene Ontology annotation, molecular function: transcription corepressor activity. Lineage: Eukaryota; Metazoa; Chordata; Actinopteri; Perciformes; Anoplopomatidae. Gene Ontology annotation, cellular component: nucleus.
UUUUUUUUUCCCUGCAAGGAAUAGAAAGAGGUUCGUCUGCAUUAUUGUUUAUUAUCGGUGCGCGUUGCAAUAUGAGCCGGCAGCAGCCUCUGUUGACAGACGCACGAGCUCUGAGGUGUGCGUGUCAGCGUGCAACAUAAAACGACAAAACAGAGGGAGAGAAAGGAAAGGGAGAGUGAGAGUGAGAGCACGCAUCGCUGGAUAUUAUAGGUUUUGGUAGCUCUCAUGGUGUAACACACCGCCCAGUCAGUAACCAACAGGAACCAGUUCAGUCCCUGCAAUGGCUUGUGUUGUAAAAUGGUCUUUUUAAAGAAGAAAUAAUGAAAACACGGACACACAAAGAAUCGAUGCCCAUGCGCAGUGGGCGACGGCGGGGGGCGAGUGAGGAGAGAAGGGGCAGACGCCCGCACACCAGCCCCACUCGCCCUGAACGCAACGAUAGACAAACGCAGAGAGGUGCUGGUGAGGAAUUGGCUGGAAAUCGCUUCAGUCGCAGAUCACAAGGGCAUGAUUCAUCAGAGAGUGAGGGGGAGGAACUUGUGUCUCCUCCAAAGAGGCAGAAAGUUCAGGAUUCGGCCUCUACCCCAAACCCUCCAACAUCAACACAUUCGACUGAUAGCUCGGCUCCUUCCACUGUCCCACCUCCAACCUCUGUUGCUAGCCAAUCCCGUGAGAGUGACAACGAAGAUGGCCAAUCCCAGGGCAGUAGGAGUUCAGUUGUAGGGAGCCUGGCCAAUAGUAGCAGUAGUCUGAGCAGUGGGCGGGAUAUAGACCAAGACAAUCGCUCCUCGUCCCCAAGUCUCUCCGCUUCCCCUUUGGGUAGCCUGGACUCUGAUUCCGAUGGCCCCGACUCACCAAAGCAAGGAGAGAGGGAACGAGAGAAAGGAAAGGAAGGAGGAGUGGGGAAGGUGGCGGGAGACGAUAGGAGAGCACAACGAGAGGGGAGAGGGGAGGAGUCCUGCGGAGAUGGAGAAAAGCGGGAAAUGGAUGCACGAAUUGAAGACUGUCCGUCUCUUAAGCCCUCCUCCACUCCCUGCUCUUCCUCUGGUCUGACCCCCUCCCUCCGGGGAGCGGGGGAUUCAUCAAAUGACAGCAAUAGCGGGAGGAAGUCCUAUUUCUCCCUGGACUCAAAAUUGAUGUGUAAAGUUGAGUAUGGUGGACCGCCAGGUGUUGAUGGUGCACUUAGUGGCAGCAGAAUGAAUUCCAAAGCCGGCACGCAGUGUGUGACCAAGACGACUAUCCCUGGAGGAGACUUUUCACAUAACAGCCUCAACAUUCCCCACUCUUUACCCCCUCCUCUUCCUCCUCCACCUGCACUGAAGCCCUUGGAGCUCGGGGGACAAAACCUUCCUGCUGAGGUUAAAAUAGAAAGAGACAAAAUAGAAAAGGCAGACAAACUCCUGGACAAGGCUCAGUCUACUCCUCCUUCUCUGUUGCCGCAAACCGGCCUCCAGCAGCAGUCCCAGCCUCAGACCCAACCCUCCACCCACCCUCACCACUACAGCUCCACCAGCUGGCAGGGUGGCACAGCAACUGGUUGCCAAGGGAGCUGGGGAUACACCCGUUACCCUGGCAACCACCACCCACACCAACCGCAGCACCAGCCCCCAGUGCAGCAGCAGCAACUUCCUUCUGUUUACAACCCUCCAUCCUCCCGCCACUCCUCCUCCCACCCGUCUUACCUCCCUCAUCCUCACCCGCACCCCCACAGGGAGUACCUUCCCAGGUACGCUGGAGGGGGAGGGGACAGAGAGAGGGGGGCUGCAGGAGAGAGGGACAGGGGAGUGAGGGGGGAGUGUGUGGGGAGGGAGAUCAACAGGGAGUUCUCUGCUCCCAUUGGCAACAGCAGCAACAAUAGUAGCGGGAGUAAUAGUAAUACUGCUUGUGGUGGGAUCGGUGGGUCCAACAGCAUCCAAAGCAGGGAGUUUGGGGGUCUGCCGGUGGGUCAGAACCGGGAUUUCCAAGGUUCUGGGAGGGAUGGACCUAACUUGGGUCCUGAAAGAAGAGACUUUGGACCAGGUUUCAGAGACAGGGAGCGAGAAAGGGAAAGGGACCGGGAUGCAGGGAGGGAGUUUCCUCUGCCAAACCAAAACCAGACCAGAGACUUUGGCCCCAAUGGAACUGGAGGGGGGCAUCCCAGAGACAAAGAGGGAGGCAGAUGGGGUGAGUUUGGGGGUCAGACAAGAGAGGUUGUAGGCAACAGUAACCCGAACAGCAACUCCAUUCCCCAGGGAAACCCCCGUUCUUCAGGAGGGCUACCUGCCACUCCCAUGCUGAACCGAGACCCACCUGCAUCACCCCAAAACAACCCAAGUCACCCUUCACACUCUUCCCUGCCCCCACACCCCCAUCCUCAUCCCCCAAACUCAUCCAGCCGAGACUUGCCUCCCACCAUGGACCAGGCACAAACCCCUCCCUCUGGAGCGGACCACUUUCACAGAGAGUAUCCUCCCACAGGAGGAAAAGACUUUCCUGCUGGGGCUCCUGCUUCCACUGGCACAAAUAGGGAGUACCUUAGCCCCCCUAGGGUGACUCCAAACUUGGGAAGAGAGUAUCCGGGGCCUGUAGGAACCCAUCACCCCCACCCACCUCACCCCCACUACCAGUCUGGGCCCAGAGAAAGGGAGAGAGACUCAAACCUGAGAGAUUCUGCUUUGUACCAAAACCGUGGAGGGCCAAAUCAGCCUCCUGCACUGUCUCCUUCCUCCUCUUCCAGCCAUCAUGGACACCCUCCAAAUGCUCCAUAUGCCCCACCACCACCUCAGCCUCCUCUACCCCCACCUCAGACCACGCACACCCAGCAAACCCCACCAGGUAUGGCACCCAAUGUACGUCCCCCACACUAUCAGUCCUCCGCCCAGACUCCUCCAACACCUCUAUCUCCGUUACCCAGCCCAUCCACAAAUCAGAUGGGAGGCUUCUCAUCAUUUCCCCCUGGCUCCGCAUCUGGACCCAACAUGGCCCUUCCUGGGCCAGGCGUGUCACCUGGAUGUCGUCCUACCCCUUUCCAUGGUACAUUGAACAGCCACCCUCCCUUCAGUGGAACGUACCACUCCAAUGGGAGUGGCAGUAACAUGGCCAACAUUAAUAGCAACAGUAGCGCACCCAAUAGCAGCAAUACCAACUCGCAAUCACUCUCGCCUCAAAGUAUCUCAAAAGGACCUCCACCUCUUAGUAACUCAGCCAACAUCAACAACAGCAUUUCAGCCCCUGCCUCCAGUUCUUCCCUACCUGGAGGAGACGGACAUUCAGAUUCAGGCCCACCUCCCAUACCUGUUAUCAAAGAAGAACCAAUAGAAGAAAGGGAAGAGACUGAAAGCCCUCCGCCGGUGUUGAGAAGCCCCUCUCCUGAACCCAAACCUGUAGACAUUCCCAUCCACGCCAGCCAGUCAGCAAGGUUUCACAAGGUCCUCGACCGUGGCAGUGGGAAUUCCUGCGCCCGCAGUGACGUCCUCUUUGUCCCGUUGGACGGCUCCAAACUGUGGAAGAAGAGGAAUGAGGUGAUAGAGAGGGCUCGCAGGGAGGUCGAGCAGCGGGCAAGAGACCUCAGAGAAAAAGAAAGGGAACGGGAGAGGGAGCGUGAGCGUGAGAGGGAACUGGAUCGACAUCUACAGCAGCAGAAGGAUGUCAACGCUGCUGGAGGGGGUCGCCAAGGCUCCUCUCUCUUCUUCCCCUCCUCGUCUUCUAUCAUCCUCGACCCUUCAUCUUCUUCCUCUUCCUCUGGCAACUCCGUCUCCCACCCUCCCCCUCACCAGCAGCAUCAUCCCUCACACCCGCAUGCUCACCUUGCUCAAGCCCACCAUCUCCACCCAUCUCUUGCUCACUCCAUCCCCCACUCCCUCCUUCUGCCAUCCAUGGGUGGGACAUCAACAGUCGUUGGCCCUCAGGGAGCCCUGGGAAUAGGUUUAGGAGGUCCAUAUCUGGGCCCUGACACCCCAGCGCUGAGAACCCUGAGCGAGUAUGCUCGCCCUCAUGCUAUGUCUCCACUCGGGGCAGCAAGUCGUGCCCAGGCACACCACGCACAAGUUCACCAUGGCCAUCCUCACGUCCACCCCUCGUUCUUCCUUCCUCAGUUCCAGAAUCACGCUUUAGGCCACCCGCAUCACAUGCCAACUGAUGCAGCUACAGCUGCAGCCAUCUUGGGCUUUCUGUACGGUGGCAGCCUCGAAGGGGGUCCAGGUGUUGGAGGCCACGCUGGAAUGGCAGGAGGCCCAAUACCUGGAGGGAUGGGGGGUGCCGGGUUCGGAGGAGUCGGCUUUCCUCAUGCAGUGGCUGCACAUCGAGAACGAAUGAAGCAAGGAUUUGAAUUUAAGAGUGAUGAUCGGAUUUACCAACCAGGGUCCAUACCCGAUCACGCUGCUCUUGCCCUUGCUCACUCUCACUCUCAUGCCCACGCCCAUGCUCACGCCCAUGCUCAUGCCCAUGCUCAUGCUCAUGCCCAUGCUAAUGCCCAUGCACACGCUCAUGCUCAUGCACAUGCACACACACAUGCACACUCCCUGCUACUUGGAGGUGGUGCAGCAGGAGCUAAUGAGGUGACACUCUAUGGCACUCCCCCCCCAGCGUCCACUGGCCCACCGCACCUCCAGAGCCCGACCCUGGCCCAAGUAACUCGACCUCCCAACCCUCCUGCCCCUCAGUCCCUGUCCAAUCCACCCCCUUCAUCUCUCCUCACACCCACUCUCCCCUCUCACCCAUCAUCUGCACCACCAGCUGCCCCCCCAGCCCCAGCAGGCCCUGCUGCUCCUCCGCCAGCUCCUCCUCCACCUGUUCCGCCAACGUCCAAUGCCUCCUCACUUCAUCACCCGGUUCCCCAUUCUUCUUUUCCCAGCUCCCUGUCCUCUCAUUUGCCACCAGCCACUGCUCCAGCCGCUCCCCCUGAGAACUACCCCACUCCCACUCGCUCUCCUGCCUCCUUUGAGCGGGACAGGAGUGGGGAAAGAGAGCGGGAGAGGGAGAGAGACAGAGCAGCUUUGCCGGCCUUUGGGGACAGAGAGCGAGAAAGAGAAAGGGAGAGAGAAAGAGAAAGGGGAGGAAGUGGUGGAAAUGGAGGAGGAGGAGGAAGUGGAGGAAGUGGAGGAGGAACGGGAGGAAGUGGAGGAGGAGGAGAGAAUCUUGGGCGUCUUCAGAUGUUAAACGUGACACCCCAUCACCACCAGCAUUCACACAUCCACUCACACCUACACCUGCACCAGCAAGACACAGCGACGGGCGGGGUACACCCCCUGAUGGACCCGUUGGCGUCGGGGUCUCCUUUGACACGCCUCCCUUACCCAGGAGCCACACUAGGCACCCCCAUCCUGGCUCACCCCCUCACUGACAGCGAGGUGCUCCGCCAACAGCUGUUCGGUGAGGAGAAGGCUCCUCGUCCAUGUGCUCCUUUCCGUGACCUGCCCCAGCCGUCCUCCCUCACUGGUCCCAUGUCGGCAGCCCAUCAGCUCCAGGCCAUGCAGCAGGCCCAGAGCGCAGAGCUGCAGAUCCAGAGACUGGCCCUCGAACAACAGUGGAUCCAUCACCAUCACCACCACUCCCUCACCCAGGACGAGUAUUACAGUCACCUGAAGAAAGAAAGUGACAAAUCCCUGUGAGGGAGGGGCACGACAAAGAGCAGCAUGGAGAAAAACGAGGGAGAAUGUGGGCAAAAUGAAACGCAAAGGAUAGGCACUGAAAACAAUGAAGGAAUAAAGACUCUAAAUAAAAGCUGGACUAAUGGACGGGGAAUCCAAUGAAGAAAACAAGAAGAUUUUUGAAGGAUUGAAAAAAGAGAUAAGAGGUUGUGAAAACGUUGCACAGAGACCCUGCUAACUGCACCAAGUUGAAGAUCCAGACUCCGGCGCUUCCCUGCAUUAUGUUCUCAAACUCCAGUCCUGUUUUGUAUCGUGCUCUGUACAGUAUAUUAGAUGGGGGAGGCAAUAGUGAAGUACAGUAUGUGUAAAAUACUUGAUGCCAGAAGGAAUGUGUACAUGAGUCUCUUUUAUGUCAUUGCAUGUAGCUAGGCGCUUAUUCUGAACUGGUGGAACUUUUGGUUCUAUUUUUAGUAAUUACCCCCUCUUUUGUAUCUGAGGGGCGUUCUAUAUGCAUGAGACCAGCAAUUUAGUGUUAUGUUAUGUUUAUUAUCAAUAGUAUUGUUAUUAUGAUUAAUGUUGUCUGUUUGUUGAUAAUGAUAUAAUUAUAUAUACAGUACAUAUUAUUUGUAUUAUUUUUUUACAUUUUCAUGGUAUGGCAGUUGGUUUUUAUUUUUAUUUUUUAUUUUCAAUUUACCUUGUGAAACAAGAUGCAAAUG